Camelina sativa (false flax) is the source of this 366-nucleotide messenger RNA. NCBI's taxonomy places the organism in Eukaryota, Viridiplantae, Streptophyta, Magnoliopsida, Brassicales, Brassicaceae. The record is from RefSeq and is a predicted model, not a curated record.
AGGCUACAGUUGUUUCAAAAUCCGAACCAACACACAAGUAUGGCUGUUUAUGGUUAUGUAAUGGAUGAACAUAGAGCUUCUUCAUCAAGAAGGCGAAGAUCUUUGUACCACAAUCUAGGAGGAGGACGCCUUGCUGAUAUAAUGUUCUGGAAGAACAAGAAAGAAUCAGGAACAAUCUUAGCGGUAUUCACAUUGAUAUGGUUCUUGUUCGAAGUGGUUGAGUAUCCUUUCAUAACAUUCCUCUGCCAGAUCCUCUUGAUCUCCAUUUUCAUCUUCCUCAUUUGGUCUUACAUUGGCUCCUCACAACUAAUCCAGAGNGUGUCCUCACAUAAAGUCAGGGUCAAGCCUGGUCCUGGUCAGAAUUGA